This is a messenger RNA of Melanotaenia boesemani (Boeseman's rainbowfish), 2422 nucleotides long. RefSeq names its product Kruppel-like factor 1 (erythroid) (gene klf1). Lineage: Eukaryota; Metazoa; Chordata; Actinopteri; Atheriniformes; Melanotaeniidae. Gene Ontology annotation, molecular function: RNA polymerase II cis-regulatory region sequence-specific DNA binding; DNA-binding transcription factor activity, RNA polymerase II-specific. The coding region runs from base 217 to 1311 and encodes 364 amino acids. Gene Ontology annotation, biological process: regulation of transcription by RNA polymerase II. The transcript is spliced from 3 exons. The record is from RefSeq and is a predicted model, not a curated record.
ACAGAGAUAGACAAGCGAGAGGAGGGAGAGAUAGUGAAGAACCUCAAAGAAACUUUACUUCUGAUGGCCUUUACACUGUGAGUGGACUGUAAAUGAGAAGAGUGGCCUGGUGAUGUGUUAGUCGACGGUCAGGUAGUCAUGUAAUUUGAGGUUAAACAUUAAGGAAAAAGACGCUUCAUUGUUUUUGUUACAUCUGAUACCAAAUCAAGAAGAUAGAUGGCUGUUACCCAGGCUGUUCUCCCUUCCUUCAGCUCCUUCUCCAGCAUCUCUCACUCCACCAACAAUAUGAAGGUGUGGAAGCCUGAUGAUGGAUCUCCCCCUUUAGACUCUCUGAGCAACAAACUGUCACCAAGUAGCUCCGAGCAGGAGCAGGUCUGCCAGCAAGUGACAGAGGAGCUCCUGGAAGAUGACAGUCAAACAUCCUGGGACAUUGAGUUCUUGCUGUCUGAAUGGAGCAAUUCUUCACCUGAUCUCAACCCUUCUCUAGACAGUCAACAACUUGCCCAUCCAAACAUGGCAUACCAAGAAGUGAGCAGCUUUAAGGACCAAACAGGACAGGAGAGUCUGCAGAUGAACAGUGGUGACCUCAUGACUGAGCUCCUGACCCCUGCAGAGACCACAACAGUCCAGCCAGAGCUGUGCCACCAAAGUUACAGUAAUGAACAAACAGGUCAGACAUUAUUUUCCAGUGUACAUAAUGUAAAUCAGUUUGACUUCCCUCAAGGUGGAAGUAUGGAGAGGCACAGCAGAGGAAGCCUUAGUAAGGCUACUUCAUGGGACUUCAACCCCUACUAUCCCCAGCAGCAACCGUCCAUGGUGGCAAUCCCCAACAGCAGGUUCAUCUCGCCGCAGGCUGUGACCCCUGACCCUCGACACUAUGGCUACAUGCCCCACUUUAGUCCCAAUGCCGGCCUUUUCUGUGAAUACCCCCACAGCCAGGCCUCUGUUCAUUUGCCCCAUCACCAACAGCCUAUGCUGUUCAGACCACAGCUGCCACCUGGUGGGGUGGAGGGGAAACGUGGCAGGAGACCUACAGGGAAAAAAAGGCCAGCUAUUCACAGCUGUGAAUAUCCUGGCUGCAGCAAAACCUACACCAAGAGCUCACACCUCAAGGCCCACCUCCGCACCCACACAGGAGAAAAACCUUACCACUGUUCAUGGGAGGGUUGCAGCUGGAAAUUUGCCCGCUCAGAUGAACUGACUCGCCACUACCGCAAGCACACAGGUCAAAAACCCUACGAGUGUCUGCUGUGUCGUAGGGCCUUUUCCCGUUCAGACCACCUGGCUCUGCACAUGAAAAGACACACCUGAAGCUCUCUCACACGCACUGACUAUACAAAAAAAUGCCAUAUUUAAAUCCUACAUUAAAUCUUUAAAGAACUGAAUGGCUUAAAGAAUAAAGAUCAGUCAGUUAAUUUUUAAUAAACUUUAUUUGCACACAUGACUGAAAAUGGAGGCAUCAGGAUCAAGCUCUCUGUGUACUACAUACAUUCUUACUUUGAGGACCUUUACUGGUAUGACAUCUCCUCUGUUCUUAAACUUUACCAGUGGCGCUACAAGCCUGAGGCCAAUCUUUGCUCCUGAACAAAGAGCUAAAGUAAACAAAACAAAACAAAACAAAGUAAAAAAAGAAAAAAAAAAAAAAAAGAAAAAAUCAGUCCUUUUUGAGCCAACUGAAGAACAAAGGACCAAAAACUCAAAAGGUUUCAAACUCAGCCCUCUCAAAUGAAACACUUUGUCAGUCAAGACAAGAGGCCUUUGCUGUAAAUUUAGCUUCAAGCAUUGACCAGCACUGUACACACUGUGGCCACAUAAACAGCUGAACACUAAGACCUACGAAAAAAAAGUGUGUGUAAUAUGGGUUAUAUGAUGCUACAAAACAGCAUAUCCAGUUAAAACUCACAGCGUACUGAACAAAGUUUGCUUUGUGAUGCAUAGUUACAUCACUGCUGAGAGGAUCUGAUAUCUUUCUCUCAAAACAGCACUCGAUUGUAAAAUGAAAUGUUACAGAAACACACAAGAAUUAUUUUUUUUUAUGAGUUCUAGCUUAAGAAAAAUCUUCAUGUUGGCUUUUUUUUCUUUUCAUGAAAGCUGUAAAUAUUGCAUCUAUUUCAGUUAAUCUUAAGUUGACCAGUGUAUUUAUAACUAUCUUAUUUUAUAUCAACUGGAGACUAUAUUAUUGUAAAAAGUUUGUGUAGAUUUACAAGAUGCUUUUAAAUUGUAAGUUUUGUUUUGAGUCUCAUAACUGCGGUAAUUCAGACUUAUGAUGCUGUAAAACUUCCUUGCAAUGUGGCAUGAUUUAAAGGCAGAAGACAUGGUGCAUAUUACACCAUCACUAUGUAAAAGUGUAAGCUUAUAGUCUGGUUCACCUCUGCUGCCAGAAAAUCUUUUCUAAAAAUAAAGAGUGUAAUUUCAGCCUUUA